UGACCGAAGGUAUAAAUUGAUUUUGAAACUGAUUGAAGACUUCAGUUGAACGUUCCACCGAUCUCCACUGUGGGUAUACUAAAUUACGUUAGAUAUCAUUUUUAACAUCGAAUAUAUCAAAUUAAAUCAAAUUAUUACUGAUAAUCAUAAAUAAAUAAUAAAAUGAAAUACUCGCUGGGAUACUGUUUGCUUCUUUGCCUCCUGUUAACGAGAGUACAAACGAAACCGCAAAUAACGAAAUUAUUUCCAAUCGAAGAAAUACCUACGAACGAUCAUCGUGAAAGCAACAACGAGACGAGAUUGUUCGACAAGUUGCUUGGAAAAUUACGUUCAACUUACAAUUUUGUAUUUCAUAAAACCGACGACAAUGCUAAUAAUAAGACAAACGUCAAAAAGAUAUCCGUCGAUAAAACACCUAAUUCCAAUUUAGAGGCGUAUAAAUUUAAUUGGAAUAAUCCUAAUUUAAAAUUAACGAAACAAGUGGAAAAUCCAAAAGAAGAAGAACCCGUAUAUCAAACAAGAAUACAAACACUUUACGAUACUCCAAGGAAUGAUAGAUUCGAUGAAUUGCAACCUUUAGAAUCUUUGGAACCUUUGAUGCCAUUAGAUUUCAACGAAGAAGAAAACGAAAAUAUUAAUAAAAACGACGAAGUCGAAUUCGUAACGCCGGCAACGAAUUCAAAUUUUUCGGCAACUCUCGGUCGCCAUUUCGUAGAGUGGCUCGGUUCUCUUCUAGGAAUUUCUUACGGAAUUUAUGCUAAAUUUACAAGAGCCAUUCAUAAUAACAACACGCUUUAUUAGGGUCAAUGGCAUACGCGAACACUCGGACUUUUGUUUUUUUCUUCUAACAUUGAAAAAGAAGAACAAACAAAUUGAUAAUAAAAAUGAUUUGUGUAUGAAGUUAUAUUAUAUUACAAAUAAUUUUAUACUCACUUGAUGAUUAGUGUGCCAUUUCCUGUAAUAUAAUAAACGUUAUUUUAAUAAAUAAACAA
Molecule: messenger RNA, 992 nt
Organism: Polistes canadensis
Lineage: Eukaryota; Metazoa; Arthropoda; Insecta; Hymenoptera; Vespidae
Exons: 2
Coding region: 163-801 (212 amino acids)
Source: RefSeq, a predicted model, not a curated record